Molecule: messenger RNA, 429 nt
Organism: Dentiscutata heterogama
Lineage: Eukaryota; Fungi; Glomeromycota; Glomeromycetes; Diversisporales; Gigasporaceae
Source: the annotation of a GenBank genome assembly
AUGGCACUGGGAAAUAGUAAAUCUGAGGAAAUUGAAGAUAAUUUGAGUGAAUUUUCUAAAGAAAUAUAUGGUGAAUGUGGCAUACUUAUUACCAGCGAGCCUGUCGAAGCAGUUCGAGAAAAUAUAGAAAAAGCUACUUUUAAAGAUUAUGCAAGAAUGAAAAGUAUUGUAACAGAGGCUGUAACAAUUCCUGCAGGAAUUGUCUCGUUUAGUCCGGAAAAAGGUGGUCAACCUGUACCAAGAACUUUGGAGAAUUUUCUUAAGAAGAUGGAGGUACCAAUUGUAAUAGAAAAUAAUGAAAUUUGUUUGCAGGAAGAUUAUACCAUUUGCAAAAUUGGAGAUAGCCUUAGUGAAAACCAAGCUCAUUUGUUGGCUAUUUAUUUAACCGACAUCAUGCAACUAAAUAUUAGUUCAAGUGCUUUCGAAUAG